AUGUUCUCCCGAUUCGUAAAGCCUGCAGCUUUUAAGCCAACCGGCUAUGGCAUCCAAAGAGUUGCACAACAAGCUAGAUUCCUAGCUACUGUUGAAGGAAGUGCUGGUCGUGCCAUGCCAUACACCCGUCCUCGUGCUACUCCAAUCUCCCAUGACCGAGCUACAUUCACAAUCAGGGAUGGCCCAGUCUUCCACGGCAAAUCUUUUGGCGCAAAAUCCAACAUCUCUGGUGAAGCCGUGUUCACAACAUCCCUCGUUGGUUACCCUGAAUCCAUGACCGAUCCCUCUUACCGUGGACAAAUUCUUGUCUUCACUCAACCUCUGAUCGGAAACUAUGGUGUUCCAUCAUCUGCCAGAGAUGAGCACGGACUUCUGAAAUAUUUCGAGUCACCAAACAUUCAAUGUGUUGGUGUAGUUGUUGCAGAUUAUGCAGAGAAGUACAGUCAUUGGACCGCUGUGGAAAGUUUGAGUGAUUGGUGUGCCCGUGAGGGUGUACCAGCCAUUUCUGGUGUUGAUACCAGAGCUAUUGUCACCUACUUGAGAGAGGAGGGUUCUUCCUUGGCUCGAAUCACCAUUGGAGAAGAAUAUGAUGCCGAUCAAGAUGAGGCUUUCGUUGAUCCUGAACAAAUCAACUUGGUCAAAAAAGUCAGCACCAAGGCCCCAUUCCACGUUAGCUCUGCCCAUGGAGAUAUGCACGUCGCAGUUAUCGAUUGCGGUGUUAAGGAGAACAUUCUCAGAAGUUUGGUCAGCCGUGGCGCAAGCGUUACUGUCUUCCCUUACGAUUUCCCAAUUCACAAGGUUGCCCACCAUUUCGAUGGUGUCUUUAUCUCUAACGGACCUGGUGACCCAACUCAUUGUCAAGAGACCGUCUACCAUUUGGCCAGAUUAAUGGAGUCAUCCCAACUACCAGUCUUCGGUAUCUGCCUUGGACAUCAAUUGCUUGCUCUUGCAGCUGGUGCCCGCACCAUCAAGCUCAAGUACGGAAACCGUGCCCACAACAUCCCAGCUCUUGAUUUGACCACCGGUCAAUGUCAUAUUACCAGUCAAAACCACGGUUAUGCCGUUGAUAUGACUACUCUCCCAUCCGAUUUCAAGGAGUACUUCGUCAACUUGAACGAUGGAUCCAACGAAGGUAUGAUUCACAAGACCCGUCCAAUUUUCUCCACGCAAUUCCAUCCUGAGGCCAAGGGAGGACCAAUGGAUUCCUCUUACCUCUUCGAUAUGUACAUUGAGAACGUUCAACGUUACAAGAAGAACCAAGCUGUCUACCCAGCCGGCAAGGACAACAGACCAAAUCCUCUUCUUGUAGACAUCUUGUCGAAGGAGCGUGUUGGUGUCGCUCCAGCUCAAGUUGCCGCCGCCGCUUAA
Messenger RNA from Botrytis sinoallii, 1368 nucleotides. RefSeq lists its product as uncharacterized. Gene Ontology annotation, biological process: 'de novo' pyrimidine nucleobase biosynthetic process; L-arginine biosynthetic process; L-glutamine metabolic process. The transcript is spliced from 3 exons. Gene Ontology annotation, cellular component: cytoplasm; carbamoyl-phosphate synthase complex. The coding region runs from base 1 to 1368 and encodes 455 amino acids. Gene Ontology annotation, molecular function: carbamoyl-phosphate synthase (glutamine-hydrolyzing) activity. The record is from RefSeq and is a predicted model, not a curated record. Lineage: Eukaryota; Fungi; Ascomycota; Leotiomycetes; Helotiales; Sclerotiniaceae.